Molecule: messenger RNA, 1868 nt
Organism: Glycine soja
Lineage: Eukaryota; Viridiplantae; Streptophyta; Magnoliopsida; Fabales; Fabaceae
Product: CBL-interacting serine/threonine-protein kinase 11-like
Exons: 1
Coding region: 278-1621 (447 amino acids)
Biological process (GO): protein phosphorylation; signal transduction
Molecular function (GO): ATP binding; protein kinase activity
Source: RefSeq, a predicted model, not a curated record
UCAACAAAUAAAUAGCUUACCCACAUAACCCCAAACUCAUUCAGCCCAAGUUCAACUAUUAAGCCUUAACGCCAUUCUCCAGCUCCGUUGUUUCCUGAAACUCCUCCAACAGAAGCAACAAAGCCAGCAAAGAAAAACCAAAACCUCCUUUCCUUAAAACCAAUCCAUCCAAAUUUCGUUACUAUCUUCGCUUCCACCAACCCCCAAUAACAAAAUUAAAGCCCAAACCCACAUUAACCCUCAAUUUCCCAAACCGAUCGUGCUCUCUCGUGAGAGCAUGGUCUCCGCUGAAAAACCAAUGCCAGAAACCGAACACGCGGCGGCGGAGAACAACACCAACACCGCCCUGUUUGGAAAAUACGAGGUCGGAAGGCUCCUAGGAUGCGGCGCGUUCGCGAAGGUUUACCACGCGCGCAACACCGAGACUGGCCAUAGCGUUGCCGUUAAAGUCAUAAGCAAAAAAAAGCUGAACUCGUCAGGUUUAACCUCCAACGUGAAACGCGAGAUUUCCAUCAUGAGCCGCCUCCACCACCCCAACAUCGUGAAACUCCAUGAAGUGCUGGCGACAAAAACAAAGAUCUACUUCAUCUUGGAAUUCGCGAAAGGCGGCGAGCUCUUCGCGAGAAUCGCCAAAGGCCGAUUCAGCGAAGAUCUCGCGAGACGAUGUUUUCAGCAAUUAAUCUCCGCCGUCGGGUACUGCCACGCGCGCGGCGUUUUCCACCGCGACCUGAAGCCGGAGAAUCUCCUCUUGGAUGAGCAGGGCAACCUUAAAGUCUCCGACUUUGGACUCAGCGCGGUGAAGGAAGACCAGAUAGGGGUGGAUGGGUUGCUUCAUACGCUGUGUGGGACCCCUGCUUACGUGGCACCCGAGAUUCUCGCGAAGAAGGGUUAUGAUGGGGCUAAGGUCGAUGUUUGGUCUUGUGGGAUUAUCCUCUUUGUUCUUGUCGCUGGGUAUCUUCCUUUCAAUGAUCCGAAUCUAAUGGUAAUGUAUAAGAAGAUUUACAAAGGAGAAUUUCGGUGUCCAAGGUGGUUUCCGAUGGAGUUAAGGAGGUUUCUGACGAGGUUGUUGGAUACGAAUCCUGAUACGAGGAUAACCGUUGAUGAGAUCAUGAGGGAUCCGUGGUUUAAGAAAGGGUAUAAGGAGGUAAAGUUUGGGGAUUUGGGUUUGGAGUGGAAGAGUGAGGGUGAGGGUGAGGGUGUGAAGGAUUUGAAUGCUUUUGAUAUAAUUUCGUUUUCUACGGGAUUGAAUCUUUCUGGGUUGUUUGAUCAUUCGUCUUGUGAGGUGGAGGAGAGGGAGAGGUUUUUGCUCAAGGAGUCGCCGGAGAAGGUGGUGGAGACGCUGGUGGCGGCGGCGGAGAAGGAGGGGAUUGUGGUGAGGAUGAGGAAGGAGUGUGGGGUGGAGUUGGAGGGGUGUGGGGGUAAUUUCGCUGCUUUGGUGGAGGUUUACCGGUUACCGGGUGAACUUGUUGUGGUGGAGGUUAGAAGAAGGGACGGGGAUGGUGGGGUUUUUAGGGAUGUGUGGAGGAAUAAGCUGAGGCCGUGUUUGUGUGCUGCGAGUAGCAGUACGACGUCGGAUCGGGAUGGAACAACUUUGGUGCAGCCGGUGGCCGGUGAAUCAUGAUUAGGGGUUAUUAUUUUUUUUUAAUUCGCAAUUUUAAAUAAAAUUGAAAAAAUAUAGGCAGGUGGAGGUUUGAAAAUUGAAAUGUGUUAUGGCCGAAAUGUAACUUUGGCUGGCAAUUGUCUAGUGGGGCACAAAUGGAUGUGGAACACAUGUGUGACCAAGGGUGCAUUGCAAGUUAAUGAUGUAUAUUUUUUUAUGAUUCUUAUGUGUAAAGCAUACUAUUUUGCUUCGCUUUCUUUUUCGAAAA